Molecule: messenger RNA, 568 nt
Organism: Daphnia pulex (common water flea)
Lineage: Eukaryota; Metazoa; Arthropoda; Branchiopoda; Diplostraca; Daphniidae
Product: PHD finger-like domain-containing protein 5A
Exons: 3
Coding region: 150-482 (110 amino acids)
Biological process (GO): mRNA splicing, via spliceosome
Cellular component (GO): precatalytic spliceosome; U12-type spliceosomal complex; U2 snRNP
Source: RefSeq, a predicted model, not a curated record
AAAAUUGCCGGCUGUGGGCUGGCAUUGAGUUGCUGAAUGUUUACAGGUUUUCAAGGCAAGCAGCCAAGCAGCUUGGCGUUUUUACAGUUCACGUUGGGUAUCCCGCUUUUAAUCAAAUAUAAUUGAUCGACAAAUUUGAAAACUCAACUAUGGCAAAGCAUCACCCAGAUUUGAUAUUUUGUCGGAAACAACCAGGAGUUGCUAUUGGCCGGCUGUGUGAGAAAUGUGACGGAAAAUGUGUUAUCUGUGAUUCGUACGUAAGACCAUGUACAUUAGUACGAAUCUGUGAUGAAUGUAACUAUGGAUCAUACCAAGGACGGUGUGUUAUCUGUGGAGGACCAGGUGUCAGCGAUGCAUACUAUUGUAAAGAAUGUACAAUUCAGGAAAAAGAUAGAGAUGGGUGUCCAAAGAUUGUUAAUUUAGGUAGUGCUAAAACAGAUUUGUUCUAUGAAAGAAAAAAGUAUGGUUUCAAGAAGAGGUAGCCUCAUCACACUUUCCAUUUACAAAAGUAUGAAUCUUUGUUGUAAAUGAACAACCUUUGUGAAAAAUACACCUUAAUUUCUUUCUA